GGGGCGGCGUGCCGCGGUCCGGGUGGCCCGAGCGGGUCCGCUGGGGGGUCACUCGCCGCCCGGGGCGCACCGCUAGCGGACGUGCCACUCCAGCGACGAACCGACGACCUCCGAGAGAACGACGCGCCUAGUGUCACUGGUUUGGGACGCUCGGCUAUAAAGAUGGUCCUGUGGAGGCCGGCCAGCCACCGGCCGGCUGCCCUGCUGGCUCUGGCAGCCCUGCUGGCGGUCACAGCUCAUGCCGCUCCCCUGGAAGAGGACAUCAGCCUGGACGAGCUGCUCAGUUCGCCACAGCAGUCCGCCCUGCCCGUACAGACUCGAAUCGAGCGGCAGGCGGAACGACGGCCUGAUGACGAUGAGGAACAACCAGGCAGCCCGGACUGCGCGUUCGGCAGCGGCGGCCGCGACUCGCUGUGCGACUACUCCAACCCCAACAUGUCUGUGCUGAUGUGGCGCAGCUCGACCGGAGCUGGGGCCAACUGGGUCGGAGGACCUCCGGAGGACGCCGACAAUGCCAAGGACGGUGGAUACGCCUUCUUUGAGACGUCCUCGAUGCCGACCGACGAGGAUGGAGCCAACACCGAGUCAGCCAUGCUGUACAGCCCAGAGAUGCCCAGUACAGGGGCGGCCGGCAAGUGCCUCAAGUUCCAGUACAGUAAGGCCGGUCUGAGCGUGGACCGUCUGCGCGUUCUUCUCCACCCCGUAUCAGACGACGAACGGGACGGCAGUACGGCCGACCACCGCGACGACAUCGUCAUCUGGGAGUCAGAUAGCGUUGACGACCAGGGCUGGACGCCCACCGAGAAACUCAUCACCUCCAGCCGGGACCACACGAUUGUGUUCGAGGCCAUCCCGCUGAAGGGUGAGAACCGCAACUACCGCGGCUACAUCGCCAUCGACUCGGUGCGUCUGACCGAGGGCUCCGACUGCGCCGACGAGUGCACCUUCAACGCCGACACGUGCACCUGGACACAGAGCGACGGCGACGACUUCCAAUGGACGAGCGCGCGCGGCACCACCAACCCCAAAACGGGGCCCAUGCGGGACCACGGCAGCAGCGUGAUCGGUGGCACGGCCGGAGGGUACGUCUACAUCGACGCGUCGCACCCGCGCCGGCCCGGAGACAAGGCUCGCCUGCUGUCCCGUCAGCUGCCGGCCACACAGAGCUCCGAGCCCAUGUGUUUCCGAUUCUGGACACACAUGCACGGCUCCGGUAUCGGCGCACUGCGGGUACUGAGAAUGGUCGGUGAUGACGAGAAGGUGCUGUGGACGCUGUCCGGCCCGUCCGGUAACCGCUGGUAUCAGGGCCAGGUGCCGGUGACCGCCUCCGAGCAGUACAAGAUCGCCAUCGAGGCGGAGGUCGGCGUUGACGACCUGGGUGACAUUGCCAUCGACGACGUGUCCCUGACACCGGGCGUGUGCCCAUCGGCGCCUCAGGCGGCCGCCCCCGACUCCAGCGACUGCACGUUCGAGGUGGACGAGUGCGGCUGGAUGAACCCGGGCCGUCGCGAGGGUCUGGACAGGAUCGACUGGCGGCGUAUCACGGGCCGGGACGCUCUGGCGCCGCGUACCGACCACACCCUGCGCUCGGAGCGCGGCUACCUGCUGCAGCUCACCUACUCGGACCCGCAGCGACCCGGCGAGUUCGCCUGGCUCAUGUCACCCACAAUGGAGGGCAGCGAGCGGCCGCACUGUCUCACGUUCAGGUACUACAUGGACGCCACGAUCCCGAGCACCUCUGGCUCCCAGGUGGGCUCGAUCCGCGUGCUGGCUCAGUACCGCGACGAGGACGAUGACCUGAUGACAAAGCCGCUCUGGUCAGUCCGAAACUCGCAGAACGUGCGCUGGAGCUACGGACAGACCACUGUCGACAUCCGCCAGAAGCACAAGAUCAUCUUCGAGGGCAUGUGGGGCCGCAGCGCCAAGGGCGCCAUCGCCCUGGACGAUAUCACCUUUGUGGACGGCGCGUGCGACCAGGAACCCGAGUACUCCAUGGUCACCGAGGGCGACUGCGACUUCACACGCGACUCCUGCGGCUGGCGCAACUCGACCACCGACAGCGACGAGCAACAGCGCUGGCGCCUCGCCACCGAGGACCGCAAACCGCGCAAACUCGAGGACCACACUCUGCACACCUCGGAGGGGUACACCUACUUCGACGCGUUCAACACCAACAAGAAGGACGCGGUGAAGCUGCGCCUGACGUCGCCGCCUCUCCAGCCGGUCGACUCGGAGCGUCUGCUGUGCGUUUCCUUCUGGUACGCGUCCCUAUCCCGCUCGGCCACGGCGACACUGAGUGUGGUGAGCCAGCCGGUGCCAGCCGAAGGCCAGGAGGUGAACCCUGACGACGAGCAGACGCUGUGGACCCUCGGAGCCGAGGAGGUGGACGAGGAAGUCACCUGGCGUCACGGCGAGGUGCAGAUGGACGCCAGCCGGCCGCUGCGCGUCGUCUUCGAGGGACGCGCCACCGACUUCGGAUUCGCUCUGGACGAUAUCAGCCUGCGCCGCGCCGCCUGCCGCAUUCGUCCAGCCGAAGCGGACCCGUCUCGUCGCGAUGAAGACGACGAUGAGGACAACACGGUUCGUCAGGAGGUCUAAGGGAGCGGCCGGCUGCUGUUUCGACAACACAGCCCGACCCGGCGCCGUCCCGGCCGGCUGAUGAGCUCCAUAGGCCGUGGAUAUGCGCCGCCCUCGGUGUCAUCGGGCAGUGUUGCCGUCAUUUUAUUCUAGCUGUAAUCGUAUUGAGGAGUGAGAUAGUUGUGAAUGUCCGGCAUCGCCACUCGACGUUGCGGGGCUGAGUAACACUGGUUCCUCAGUUGAGUAGGAUGUCCCGUACGAAGGCUACACCGCGGCUCCGUCCAGGCUCCCCAGAGCCCAUGCGCGCGUGUUGGCCUAUGUCUGUGUGAGUUUGGGAUCCGCGUGAGGCCUCGCCGGUGUACCACUUCCACAUAAGGAGACGGUGCUCCCCCAGUCCGCGGGGUCAGACCCUCCGUCCAUCCCGGUCAUUCAGCUCGGCAUUACCGUGAUAUUGUACUGCAUCACUUCAUAGCACUCCAUGUUAGCAUCACCCUCUCUCGUGACUGUAUUCUCAUACGGACUCGUAUUUUAGCAUAGUCGUAUUGUCUCCAUUUGUCUCGUUUGAUACACGCGGCCUUCAAAGUCUGUUUAUUCUGAAUCAUGUCGUGUUGUAAAGACCAUACCAAAGAGAAUACAUAUCAGUAGCACA
Molecule: messenger RNA, 3226 nt
Organism: Amphibalanus amphitrite
Lineage: Eukaryota; Metazoa; Arthropoda; Thecostraca; Balanomorpha; Balanidae
Product: MAM and LDL-receptor class A domain-containing protein 1-like
Exons: 13
Coding region: 163-2598 (811 amino acids)
Cellular component (GO): membrane
Source: RefSeq, a predicted model, not a curated record